AUGAUCUUCCCCUCGAAGAGCCUCUGGCUUGCGGCUCUCAUAGCUUCCCAAGUGCCGGCUGCGUUGGCGGCAACGACAACCAGAAGUGCCGCUCCAUCCCAGACUAUGAACGCCUGCCAGUCCGUGGCCAGUUCCCAGAGUCAAGCUCUGUCAAAGAUUACGCUACCGAAAGCUGGUGAUCUGGGAUACUAUGUGAGGUUCGAUGCCCAGAAAGCAUUCGAGUGUAUAAAUUCAGUGCCGCUGGAUGUCAAUGUCAGCAUCGCAACCAUCGACCUGCUCAAGCAGUACUACGAAUUUGAUACCACUAUCGCCUAUCUGAAGGACCCCCCAAAGUCAUACCAGUCGCUACCUGUCGAUGUCCUGGGACGUCUUGACCAGGUUGCUCAGAGCCUAAGCGAUGGAAAAUACAACAGCACUUAUGAGAUGGAGGCAGCAAUAAAACAAAUCUUCAUCACCGCUCGUGAAGGUCACAUGAAAUACAACGGAGGCGUCCUCGGUAUCUUUUCGUGGGUGCUCCCCGAUGGUCUCAUUUCCGUUUCCUCCGACGGCAAGUCCCUGCCUGAAGUCUACGCCUCUAAUGAUGUGCUGCUCAACAAGAACAACAUCUCCCCGAUUGUCGAGAUCAAUAACCAGACCGUGUUCGACUACCUCCGCAACUAUAUCGAAACAAAGGCUCCUACCGGCCUCAUUGAAUCUCACGCCGACUGGAACGCAAUCAUGUACAGCUCACAGGUACUUUUCGGCACUAUUGGAUCUAGUAGCAGCCUGUCAUACAAUCCAACUCUAUUCCAAUCUACCGACUUUUACAACGGCCCUUCGAUCACGGUUCGCUUUGCCAAUGGCACAAGCUCUGAGUGGAUCUACCAGGCCACUUCUUCCUGGAACCUCCUCCAGCAGAACUUGACCAGUCCCAGUGCCAUUUUCAAUGCACGAGUUUACAGCACUCAGCUUCCUACGCGUGCUGAGGACGAAGACGAAACCUCAACUACAACUACUCGCGUUGGAAGCAGAGCUACAACAUCGGCCCAGAGUAGCGCACCAACCAGCACAAGCGCUCAAUUCGUUCCUGUCAUUGGCUAUCCAAAGGGCCCCAUUGUUAAGCAAGAAAACUUCACCAAUGGUGGUUUCGUGUCCGGGUACCUCCUCAAGAAUGACUCUGUCGGUGUGCUCAGCUUGCCCAGCUUCGCCACAGCCAGCUCAUCUUCAGCUUCGGCCGACUCGCAGAGCUUUAGUGACGCCGUCGCAGAGUUUAUCCGUGAGGCCAAGGAUGCCGGGAUGAAGAAGAUUGUCAUCGACCUUUCUGGCAACACCGGUGGCACAUUCCUGCUAGGUUACAACACCUUCCGCCAGUUCUUCCCCGAUACCCUUCCCACUUUGUCUUUCCGUGCACGAUCUACACCCAGCCUGAGAACUAUCGGCACCAUCGUCACCAAGGUACUGUCGGACGAAAACGCCCAAAGCGAUAUAUAUUCACUUUUCACCGGACCUGGGAGAGCGGCAUCUUUGAGUACUCUUCAUACGAUGAAUCUCAACGGAGAAAACUGGGCCUCCUACGAAGAGUUCUCCAACCCUCGUACUAUUCAUGGAGGCAAUUUCACCCAGACGGGUCGCUACAAUCUUUCUGAUCCAGCAUGGGCCAGCGGUGUCGAUAUGGGCCCGUAUCUGGCGGGCUACGGUACCAACAAGCUGUCUUACGAACAACCUUGGAAGGGAGAGGACAUCACCCUUCUCCUCGACGGCUGGUGUGCGAGCACCUGCACUCUCUUUGCUGAGCUGAUGAAGACCGACGGCGGAGUCAAGAGUGUCGUUGUCGGUGGGAUCCCGCAAUACGGUCCCAUGCAGGGCAUCUGCGGAACGCGUGGCAGCAACAUUCUGGCCCAUACCUUUUUCUCUUCUGCUAUUACUGCGAUCAACUCAUUGAUGAAAUAUGCAGAGACCAGCAUCAAAGGCGGUACUGCCGCCCUACUUCAACAGCUCAACUUGACAAGCAGUGACAUCCGGUCAUUGCCCGCGCCACUCAGCAGUUCGCCCGCCAAGGUCUUUGACAACUCAGUCAACGCCUUGGACGAGAUUCGCGCGUCCAGCCCCGACAGUCCGCUCGCUUUUACCUACGAGGCUGCCAACUGCCGCAUUUUCUGGACUGGGGACAUGGUGCGCGACCUCACCCAGCUGUGGCGCGCCGUGGCCAAGUACUCAAGCGGUGAUACCUCGGUGUGCGUGGAGGGAUCUGUCGACGGGCCUGGUUCCAAGUUCAACGAGACCAUCACAGACGACCCGGGCUACUCUUAUAACAAGACCUGGGAGAAUGCCAACUCUACCAAGGUGCCCGAGGGCAAGAAGGCGAGUAACGGUGAGAGCAACGAUGACAGUGCCGGUCUCGCGUCUUACCAGGUCAGUAUGACUGUGUUACUGGGGGCCAUGUUCGCUGCCCUGUUCUGCAUGUAA
Messenger RNA from Clonostachys rhizophaga, 2445 nucleotides. The record is from the annotation of a GenBank genome assembly. NCBI's taxonomy places the organism in Eukaryota, Fungi, Ascomycota, Sordariomycetes, Hypocreales, Bionectriaceae.